This is a messenger RNA of Camelina sativa (false flax), 1543 nucleotides long. The record is from RefSeq and is a predicted model, not a curated record. NCBI's taxonomy places the organism in Eukaryota, Viridiplantae, Streptophyta, Magnoliopsida, Brassicales, Brassicaceae.
AAUAUACACACAGAUUUGCACAUUACUUUGUCUUAUUUCAUGGUAUCAGAGCCAUUCAAAUCUGUGACCUAAUUUUUUUUUUUAAAACACAGCCGCCGCCGCCGUUGUUUGUAAACAACCACCCCCGCUGCAAGACAUAUCUGUCUAGUUUCUUGCCGCCGCUGUUCAUCUUAAUAACAGUCGCCGCAACAUGUCUACCUCUCCUCAAACCUCUUCCACACAGGUGGUCGUCGCAGCCGCACCCUCUCGUACCAACUCAGUUCUUCUGACAAUCCCGGUGCUUUGAUAUCCUCUGUUAUUUUGCAAGAGGAUAACUAUGCUGAGUGGGCUACGGAACUGCAGAACUCCCUCCAAACAAAACAUAAGCUUGGUUUUAUCGAUGGAUCUACUCCAAAACCGACGUUUGAACCCGAUCUCAGCAUGUGGCGUGCUGCAAAUUCCAUGAUUGUGGGUUGGAUCCAAACCUCUAUUGACCCUAAACUCCGCUCAACUGUUUCUUUCAUUGCCGAGGCUUCAACUUUGUGGGAGAGUCUUCGGUCUCGGUUCUCUGUUGGUAAUGGGGUUCGCAAGCAAGUUCUCAAAGAUGAGAUUGCGGAGUGCAAACAAAACGGACAAUCGGUGUUAGAAUAUUAUGGCCGCUUAUCGAAACUUUGGGAGGAGCUGCAACACUAUAAAACAGGUCGUCAGUGUACCUGUUCCGCUGCUCCGGAUAUUGCUAAGGAACGUGAAGAUGACCGUGUUCAUCAAUUCCUUUUUGGGCUUGAUCUUCCACGGUUCAGCAACCGCCGUUCUACAAUCACUGGUGAAGAUCCCAAGCCGCCACUCACUCAAGUUUUUUCUCGUGUCAUCCGUAAGGAACAAAAUCUCAACGUUGCACGCUCCAAAGAAACAACUAAAACAGAGGUUCCCCCUCAAGCGGCUGGUGUCUCUGCUCCUCGCUUCCGUGAUCGUUCUACUCUUUCAUGUACUCACUGGCGUUGUCAAGGACACGACGUCUCUGAAUGUUUUCAACUCCACGGGUAUCCGGAGUGGUUCUUUGAACAAAAAGGCGGCCCUCGCUCCGACAUCAGCCAACCGAAUCGUUCUGUUCAGCGUGGUGGUCGUCCAACAAGGGGUUCUGGUCGCAGUCGAGGUCGUGUCAACACAGCCCGUAUGGUGUCUCCAUCCGACACUGGAAAUAAUCAGAUCACACAACUGAUCAACCUGCUCGAAGCUCAACGCUCCAAUACAUCCUCAGAAAAACUGUCUGGACCGUUUUUCAAGUACUUUGAUUGGAGCAGGUGAAGAGCGUGAGGGAGUGUACUAUUUUACGGGAGUGUUGGCAUCACGGUCUCCUAAGUUAUCGGCUCAUCAUCUUUCAUCGAGUGCUUUGUGGCAUAGACGGCUUGGCCAUCCUUCUCCUAGUGUUUUAGUUACUUUAUCUGAGUGUGUUCCUUCUCCUACCAUUGUUGGAGAUAUCAAAAGUUGUGACAUUUGUUUCCGUUCAAAACAAACAAGAGAUGUUUUUCAUGAUAGUAGUAAUAAAGCUUCUGAUUGCUUUUCA